GUCAUUUUGCAGGUACCAAACAAGAACGGACAGGGAGAAAGAAAUGUCAUUCAAGCGCGGGAAGGGGAAGGACGAGGAAGACUACUUCUCGAAACACGCUCCUCCCAAGAAAACAUCCAAGAAAGACAAUUCCCCUGAUGAUUCUGGUGACGAAGAUGACAUCUUCAUCUGCGAUGUCUCCAAAAACCGGAGGGUUUCUGUCAGGAAUUGGCAAGGGAAGGUUGUUGUUGAUAUCCGUGAGUUCUACAUGAAAGAUGGCAAGCAAAUGCCUGGCAAAAAAGGUAUCUCAUUGAGCAUGGAUCAGUGGAAAGAACUCCGUGCUCAUGUGGAUGAAAUCGAUAAGGCUCUUGCCUAGUAAGUAAACGUGUAAGUCGAUGUUGACUAUUAAUGUUUUAGUUGGUAGUAGAUACUGUUGCUAAUGAAUUUUCUAGUUUUCUUUUGAAUGGAGGGAGCAUACUUCUUUAGAAUCUUAUUUUGAGCUGCUCUCCGGCAAAAUAUGUUUGGGGAACUAACUGAUAAGCAAGUUGUUAGUUGAUGUAUGGAAACAUAUUAUCAACUCCUCCAAAACAUUGAUUAUUAAGACUUCAAAUGAUAUGUUGUCCAACCAUAUCACUAGUGUUGGUGUUGGUAC
Cynara cardunculus var. scolymus (artichoke) is the source of this 631-nucleotide messenger RNA. Its product is annotated as RNA polymerase II transcriptional coactivator KIWI-like. The record is from RefSeq and is a predicted model, not a curated record. Gene Ontology annotation, cellular component: transcription regulator complex; nucleus. Gene Ontology annotation, biological process: positive regulation of transcription initiation by RNA polymerase II. Lineage: Eukaryota; Viridiplantae; Streptophyta; Magnoliopsida; Asterales; Asteraceae. Gene Ontology annotation, molecular function: transcription coactivator activity; DNA binding. The transcript has 3 exons. The coding region runs from base 44 to 355 and encodes 103 amino acids.